AUGUCGGCGAUUAGAAUUGCCGUUGAGGGCUGCGUGAGCAUUGCCAUGCCGCUCCCCCCUUCUCGUCCUUUGUCUAACGAUCGUAGGGCCAUGGGACCCUCAAUGCCAUCUACGAUUCGAUAAAACGUGCCUGCAAGAUCAACAGAUACCCACCCGUAGACCUCCUCAUCAUCGGCGGGGACUUCCAGGCCGUCCGGAAUCUACGGGAUCUCAAUGUCAUGUCUUGUCCGCCAAAAUACCGCGCUCUGGGGGAUUUCCACGAGUACUAUUCGGGCGCCCGCAAGGCUCCCAUGCUUACUAUAUUCGUUGGCGGGAACCAUGAAGCCAGUUCUCACCUCUGGGAAUUGUUUUACGGUGGUUGGGUUGCCCCAAAUAUCUACUACAUGGGAGCUGCUUCCGUCCUGAACUUCCGGGGACUGAGGAUUGGUGGCCUUAGUGGGAUUUACAAUGAGCGGCAUUACGACCAUCCACAUGACGAGCGGUUACCAUAUUUCCCCGGCGAGAUAAAAAGCGUCUAUCAUGUUCGGCAGUACGACGUUUUCAAGCUUUAUCAGAUAGAGGGACCCGUAGAUGUUAUGAUUAGCCAUGAUUGGCCCAGUGGAAUUGAGCACCAUGGCGAUCUGAAUGAACUUCUCAGGAAGAAGAGCUUUUUCAAGAGUGAUAUUGAGAAGGGAGAGCUGGGCAGCCCGCCUGCAAGGAGUCUACUGAAUAAAUUGAAACCAAGGUAUUGGUUUUCUGCCCAUCUCCACGUCAAGUUUGCGGCGCUAGUGGAUCAUGGAAAGUCCCAGGAGGAGGGGGAGGAAGGGGAGAUGGUGUUAAUUCAAGGAAAGGGGAAAGAGAGGGCAGUUAGUCCCGUGGAGAAGAACCCUGAUGAAUUGGAUUUGGAUAUGGAUUUAGAGGGGACCGCGGAAACGAAGGUAGUAAAUCAGGACGAGAUUGAAUUGGACCCUGAUGAGGAACCCGGGGCGGCAGCUCUGAAGGGUGAGGAUGAAAUCGAACUAGAUCUUGACCAACACUCUUCAGAGACCGCUGGUGUUCCCCUGGGAAACAUGGUUCUUGAGGUCGCUAAAGCUGGGGAGCCUGCUUUGGCUGCAGAAUCCGAGGAUGCUCGGGCCGGCUUGGCCCCUCCGGUCGGACCGGUGGUCGGCCUGGCAGACAAGAAUAAAGUUACCAAAUUCUUGGCCCUAGACAAGUGUCUCCCCCACCGCGAGUUCCUCCAACUUCUCACCAUCCCCAUCACAAAAUCCUGGCCCGGCCUCUCCUAUGAUCCGGAAUGGCUAGCAAUAACCCGCGCUUUAAACCCCUACCUCCACAAACAUCCCUCAGCCCUCAACUCCGAAGCCUUUAGGGAAUCUAUCGGCCCGAUGAUUGCCGGGGAGCGGAGGUGGGUAGAAGAAAAUGUUGUCGCAAAGGGAAAGUUGGGUAUCCCCGAGAACUUUCACAUUACUGCGCCUAUUCAUGAGGGUAGCCCGACUGCUCAGGAGGACCGCUUGCCGGAGAGCUACGUUAAUCCUCAGACAACGGCGUUUUGUGAAUUGCUGGGGAUCGAUGAUGGGACUAGAUUUGCACCAGGGAGUGAAGGGAAAGAGGAGAGGUACAGGAGUUUUGUGGCUAAUGGAGGUGGGGGUUAUCCGCGUGGAGGAAGAGGUGGUGGGGGCAGAGGCGGUGGAGGAAGGGGUGGGAGAGGCAUGCGGGGGGGGAGGUGGAGGGAGAAGAAGGGGGUGUGUUCCUAG
This is a messenger RNA of Tuber aestivum (summer truffle), 1733 nucleotides long. Lineage: Eukaryota; Fungi; Ascomycota; Pezizomycetes; Pezizales; Tuberaceae. The record is from the annotation of a GenBank genome assembly.